ACCAUUCUCGAUAUUUUUCACGAUAGCUUUUCAAUAUUGAUUCCUCAAUCGCUCAAUCGCUCAAUCCACUCAUUAGGUACCUAGAACCCAGAUACAAUAACCCAUCUGGCAUCGUACAUUUCACGGAUAAAUCCAUUUUUUCCAUCAGUUAAAAACGGGAGAUACUUCGGCAUUUAGGUGAACAUUCCGGACUAGGGAAAGUUGUAACUUGUAACUUAUAUGGACCUUCAAAUCUAAUUCGAAAUGCAAAGGUGCCUUAUCUUAUCCCAUCCUCCGUUCUUGCCGUUCCUCGGCCCUUUUUUUUCGCAUUGAAAUUUGCUGUGUCGCGGCUAUCCAGAAAAAAAGAUGAAAAAAUUAAACAAUUGAAAUUAAUUGAGUCGGUGCGGUGAGGCCAGCGCGGGCAGCCUCAUCAUUUUAAUUUUGGUCCCAUCCCACCAGAGGAAAGGAAACUAUUGGAAGACGCGCAGAAACUACCAAGGUCCCUAGUCAUAGUCACCAUUAUUGUUCUGAUUUGAUAUUACCCUGGUCGAAUCUAUCUAAACCAUUCGAGAUUGGCAAGGGAAACUAUGCCUCCUUCAAAUGAACCAACCUCGUCUGCGAGGCCGAAGCAGAAUGAGAGAAGAGAUGGCUCGAGUACCCAGAAAGAUACCACAUACAAUCAAUCCAAUUUCACUCGACAGACAAAUGCCGUGAAGGAUUUAUUCAGUAUACCUAGACCGGUUAAGAAAUUAUUUGAUAAAGUUCCUGUUGUUACAUAUCCAGCAAACGAGUUACCACAAAGGAGUCCUGGGGCAAAGGGCAGAAGAAAUGAUAGAGAUGCUAGAUUGCCCAGUUUAUAUAUCUUCUGUAGAGAGGGCGAGGAAGAGAAUGGAGGCAGACCUAGUUUUAAUCCGGGAUGUUUGAAAUGGCAGACAUUUUUAAAUCUCGCAGGAGUUAAUCAUGAAAUUGUCUCUUCAAAUAAUCAUGCUUCACCUACUGGCGUCCUACCUUUCCUCUUACCAGGCAUCAAAUCGAAUUCUUCACAGGAUGACCACCUUCCAAUACCGAGUAAUGGACUGGUGAAAUAUGCAAAGGAACAAGGAAAGAAAGUCCCUGAACCAAAGAGUAGGAAACUGGAAGCUUAUCAAGCUCUAAUCGAUCAUAAUAUUAGAAAUGCUUGGCUACAUUCUCUUUAUCUGACCCCCUCGAACUUCCGCGAGAUAGCCGCUCCCCUCUACAUAGACCCGGCAUCCUCCUCUCUCCCAGUUCGCCUCUACACGGCCCACCAACUGCGCUCCGCAGCCGAAUCUGAGUUGCGCAAGAGCGCGGAAAUUAUUGACCAGGAAAUGAUUUAUAGGGAGGCGGAUAGAGCAUGGGAAGCACUUAGUUUGUUACUUGGGGAGGAGAAAUGGUUUUCUGGGGACGCGCCGGGCCUCUUUGAUGCGAGCAUUUUCGCUUAUACGUGGUUGUUAGGUGAUGAGGGGUUGGGGUGGGGGAAGGGUGAUAAGAGGUUGGCGGAGGGUCUGGGCAGGUGGAGAAAUCUUGAGAGGCAUAGAGAUAGGGUAUUUAGGAGGUGUUGGGGGGAGGGGGAUGGUGUACUGGUAUGA
Molecule: messenger RNA, 1586 nt
Organism: Botrytis sinoallii
Lineage: Eukaryota; Fungi; Ascomycota; Leotiomycetes; Helotiales; Sclerotiniaceae
Exons: 4
Coding region: 567-1586 (339 amino acids)
Biological process (GO): mitochondrion organization
Cellular component (GO): SAM complex
Source: RefSeq, a predicted model, not a curated record